Prosopis cineraria is the source of this 1092-nucleotide messenger RNA. RefSeq names its product nicotinamide/nicotinic acid mononucleotide adenylyltransferase-like. Gene Ontology annotation, molecular function: nicotinate-nucleotide adenylyltransferase activity; nicotinamide-nucleotide adenylyltransferase activity. NCBI's taxonomy places the organism in Eukaryota, Viridiplantae, Streptophyta, Magnoliopsida, Fabales, Fabaceae. The transcript has 10 exons. The coding region runs from base 246 to 944 and encodes 232 amino acids. The record is from RefSeq and is a predicted model, not a curated record. Gene Ontology annotation, biological process: NAD+ biosynthetic process.
CAGAGUAGAUGGCUCGAAGAACAAGCGAAAAAUGAACAUAUUUGACCUCAAUGUCAUCGUUUACCGGUAGAGUCUGCUCAAAGUGUCUGGGUUUUCAUAUUGUGACCUGGCGAUGCGUGCAUCCUGGGGCGUGGAAUCGACGCCACAAGACCCAACUACAAAAGGAGGGGUUUUGACAUCGAACAAGUUGUUUAUGUAUUUGUUCUCCCUUGCUCUCAAAUAAUUACCGCUUGCCUCUGGGAGUCAUGGAUGUCCCGUUGCCAUUUGAUAAGCUGGCUCUAAAACUAGUUGAUGAAAAGUCUCUACAUGAAACCAUAAGCAAUGGCAAGACACAUGUUGUUCUGGUAGCAACUGGAAGUUUCAAUCCUCCCACUUUCAUGCAUUUACGCAUGUUUGAGCUUGCAAGAGAUGCAUUGAAUUCGGAAGGCUACUGUGUUAUUGGAGGUUAUAUGUCACCUGUUAAUGAUGCAUACAAAAAAAAGGGCCUUGUUUCUGCUGAACAUCGGGUACGCUUAUGUCAUCUGGCCUGCAAAAGUUCAGAAUUUAUAAUGGUUGAUCCAUGGGAAGCAACUCAAAGUACAUAUCAGCGCACUUUAACUGUUUUAUCUAGAGUCCGGAAUUGUAUUUCCAAGGCAGGGCUGGUACCCAGAGAAUCCCUCAAGGUCAUGCUCAUCUGUGGUUCUGAUCUCCUUCACUCCUUUGGCAUUCCUGGAGUAUGGAUUUCUGAGCAGGUUAAGGCCAUAUGCAAAGAUUAUGGAGUAGUUUGCAUCCGCAGAGAAGCACAAGAUGUUGAGAGGACUAUCUCUGAUAAUGACAUUUUGAAUGAAAAUCGGCAGGCUAAUAUCAAAGUUGUGGAUGAAAUUGUACCAAAUCAAAUCAGCUCAACCAGAUUAAGGUUCAGCCCGCAGCAAAAUUCUUCGGGAAAAUCACUACAAAGUCACUAAGAUUUUAAUUAUCACAAGGUGCCAUGAAAUGUAUGAAUUACUCUGAAGUCCCAAAUUUCUUAUUUUGUAUUUCUAUUUCAUAUAUAAUUACUAAAUUCAUUAGUUCUAAGAUUUAACAUUGAUAGAACAGUUUUACCACCAAUGAGUC